Molecule: messenger RNA, 275 nt
Organism: Atta colombica
Lineage: Eukaryota; Metazoa; Arthropoda; Insecta; Hymenoptera; Formicidae
Gene: Pet117
Product: protein PET117 homolog, mitochondrial
Exons: 2
Coding region: 22-255 (77 amino acids)
Biological process (GO): mitochondrial respiratory chain complex IV assembly
Cellular component (GO): mitochondrion
Source: RefSeq, a predicted model, not a curated record
UCUUCUCCUCGAGAAUUAAGAAUGUCGAACGCGUCUAAAAUCACUUUCGGUUUAUGUUGCAUGACGUCCGUCGGAAUAAUAGGCUACGUGCAUUACAAGCAGUCUUACGACAGGCAGCAGCUGCACUUGGGUGUGAUACGCGAUAUCGAACGACAAGAGCGCCGAAAGGCAGAAAAUGUCUACAUUCUGCAGCAGCAAACCGAGUUAGCCAAGGAACUACGCAGGCAGGAGCUACUACGAGAGAACGAUACGUGACGAUUAAUGCGCGUUAAUUG